AUGAGUUCAAUACCCAAUAUCAAUUGGAAUGACCCUAACAAUGGUAAAUCCAAUACCUCUCGUCAAUCACAACCACAACCACAGCUACCAAGUAAUGUAUCUCCCCCUAAUAGCAGAGCAGUGCCAACGUCAGGGUCAAUAGGCGGACCUCAGUAUGGGAGCUCACAAUUUUCAAAUGAGUAUUCUCGAAAUCCUAAUACAAUAGGCGGUCCACCAUUUCCAUUACAGCUGAACCAGCGAGGGUAUAUGCCAAACACUGGUUAUCCGGUACAACAAACGGCGCAACAGAGAAGCGGCGAUAAACUACAGCAGGUUCAUUCCCAACAACAACAACAACAACAACAACCAUUGUACCAGCAAUAUCCGCCACAAUCUGUAGGUUACCUAGCGGGUGAUGUGUACAAUCCCCAACACCAAGAAUAUGUGCAAAUGAAUCAAUUGCCCAAUCAGCAUUACAAUUUGCAACAAAGACAACAGGCACAAGGACAACAACUCAAACUGCAACUAAACGAGCAAAAUGCCAUGAUGUCUGCCUCGACUCAACAAUAUCCUGUCCAGGAUUUUACAAAUCCUUACCCCAAUGCACAGAAUCCCGCAGAACAACAGCAACAGCAACAACCUCUUCGAACCCAGUCACAACAAUGGGACGGCUACCAAUCUCAACCUUUGUAUUCUGCUGCUGGUAAUACUAUACCAUCCUCAAUCCAGCAGCAAAUACCACCACAGAAUUUGUCUCCAUCAGAGCAGCAACAAGUCAAGCAACAACAGCCACUGCCGCCAGAACAAGGAACAAAGAAAAAACCUGGUAGAAAACCAAAAUUAAGAAAAUUAUCGGAACUGAGUUCUGAAACACCACAAGUUCCAAAAACAGCAUCCAGUUCUUCGAGCUCACCAACUGCAGUCAAUUCUGGUAAACCAAUUACAAAAAGAUCGCGUAUGGGAUGUCUUACAUGCCGUCAAAGAAAGAAACGUUGUUGUGAAACAAGACCAAGGUGUACCGAGUGCACUAGACUUCGUUUGAACUGUACAUGGCCCAAACCUGGUACAGAACACAAAAACAAACCUAAGGAUCAAAAGGAUGACGAAAAUACAAUUGAACAUGCCGAGUUUGGUAGAAUCAAAGUUUUGAGAGGUAUUGUUGAAUACAGAAGUAAAUAA
Molecule: messenger RNA, 1158 nt
Organism: Candida albicans SC5314
Lineage: Eukaryota; Fungi; Ascomycota; Pichiomycetes; Serinales; Debaryomycetaceae
Gene: CZF1
Product: Zn(II)2Cys6 transcription factor CZRF1
Exons: 1
Coding region: 1-1158 (385 amino acids)
Biological process (GO): regulation of DNA-templated transcription
Molecular function (GO): DNA-binding transcription factor activity, RNA polymerase II-specific; zinc ion binding
Source: RefSeq, a predicted model, not a curated record